Phytophthora sojae is the source of this 3081-nucleotide messenger RNA. RefSeq lists its product as hypothetical. NCBI's taxonomy places the organism in Eukaryota, Oomycota, Peronosporomycetes, Peronosporales, Peronosporaceae. The record is from RefSeq and is a predicted model, not a curated record. Bases 1 to 3081 code for a protein of 1026 amino acids. Gene Ontology annotation, molecular function: phosphatidylinositol-4-phosphate phosphatase activity; channel activity. The transcript is spliced from 11 exons. Gene Ontology annotation, biological process: transmembrane transport; phosphatidylinositol dephosphorylation. Gene Ontology annotation, cellular component: endoplasmic reticulum; membrane.
AUGGAGUGGGUGGCGGUGGACCGGGGCAUGCUCUCGCGGCUGCUGUACCCGAAUCCGGUCUGCCUGCUCUCGGUGCGCAGCAAGGAUGGCGGCGCGCGCAGCCUCAUGACCAUCACGUGGCUCACGGCCAUUAACAACCAGGGGGGAUUCAUCUGCUCCAUGAACGCCACUCGCCACACGGCAAAGUUCAUGAACCAAUCGGGAGCCGUCUUCGGUACACUGGAGCUCGUACUGGCCAUCGGAGGCAGUACGGGAGCUGAUGCCGACAAGUUCGAGCAACUUCACGUUGCUGUGUGUGCCCCUGGCGGUGGGGAGCUGCAGCCUGCAACUUCAACAUCCGAUGACCAAGUUGAAGCGGAGACCAAGAAGAGAAAGCUGUCCAAGAAGGAGCUGGCUCGUCAGGAGAUUGCCAACGCUGCGGCCCAGAGUAUCGCGCUGCAGGACUGCGUGGCGCACUUGUUGUGUCGCGUGGAGACUGUGACCGAGGACGACGGUCAUCUGCUGCUCCGCACUCCAGGACCCGAUUUGGCGCUGCAGCAGGUCGCAGUUGGUUGGGGCGUCGCCGCCACUCUCGCCACCUUUAUCGGCAGCCCCGGGUCGGGUGCGCACCUCAAUCCAGCCGUGACAUUAGCGAUCGCGAUCUCUCCUCACACUCGCGGCGGUUUCCAGACAUGCAAGAUCCCUGCCUACAUGCUGUUUCAGCUACUGGGGGCUACGUUUGCUGGACUAGCAGUGUAUCUCGUGUUCGGGUCAGUAAUUGCGCGUUAUGAGGCGCGGUUGGGUCUUACUCGUGGAAGUGGAAGCUCAUCACUGUCAGCGCUAGCGUUCGGGGCUUCGUACCCGCAUCCUCAGCUCGCUCUAGGGACAUUGCUCUUGGUGUUGGUGCAGCGCGUGAUCCGUCAGCCGCAGCAACCGACAGGUGUCGCCGCCUUUACCAAUUCAAUUGCAGAGGCUCAAGACAUCAACAACGAGGUGCCGCCGUCACGGAUGCCGACGACGCCUCUGGCUCCGUUCUACGUCGGCGCGACGCUGGCAGCUCUGACGAUGGUGAUGGCGCCAUUCACGCAGGCGUGUCUGAACCCCGCGCGAGACUUCGGGCCUCGAGUGGUGGCGGCCAUUGCCGGCUGGGGCUCCGUCGCGCUGCCUGGCGAGCGACCAGACUCGUGUUGGGUGUAUCUCAUCGGGCCCAUGGUCGGCGCCCUGUACAACCCCUUUGCGACCGAAGCAGAUACUGUAGUCCAGAUGCCGCCGCCCGCCGACAAGAAGAAGCACUACGAGCUGGUGGUGCAGGACGACUUCCUGGUGGUGCUGCACCCGUCGCAACCGCUGAGCCUGCAGAUCCCGCGCUCGGCGGCGGGCGACGCGUCGCUGGGGCUGAGCGUGGAGCACGUGGAGGACUUCCAGCACGUGCACGGCCGGCGCAUGGCCUUCGACGCCAUCUACGGCGUCUUCUGGCUGCUGCGCGGGCCGUACCUGGCCGUGGUGACGCAGUCCAAGCUGGCGGCCAGGGGCGUGGGCGACGCCGAGAUCCGCCUCGUGCAGAAGCUCGAGCUGCUGCUCAUCCCGACGCAGAACCUGCCCACGCUCACGCCCCAGCAGGAGCAGGACGAGCAGACGUACAUCGACAUGAUUACGACGGACAUCGAGAAGCAGAAGCUGCACUUCGCCAAGCACUUCGACCUCACGCACUCGCUGCAGCGCAUCGCGGCGUUCGACGGCAAGAAGGGCAGCAUUGCCGAGCGCGCGGACGACCGUUUCUUCUGGAACAAGUCGCUGUGCUCGGCGUUCCUGGAGCAAAAGUUCUUUGAAUGGGUCACGCCUAUGGUGCAGGCGCACAUCGAGGUGACAGAGCAGCUCAAGGUCAAGGACAAGUCCUUCCGCAUCCUGUACAUCUCGAGGCGGUCGUGCAAAAGGCAGGGAAUGCGCUUCACUAUGCGAGGCAUCGACGACGACGGCAACGUGGCCAACUUCGUCGAGACCGAGCAGAUCUGUCUGUUCGACGACGGUAAGCAGACUUCAUUCGUGCAGAUCCGUGGCUCGAUCCCCGUGUUCUGGAGCUCCCCGGUUACCAUGAAGUACGCUCCCAAGGUAUACCAGGCGGGCGACGUGGAGCGGAACGUGACAGCCUUCCAGAAGCAUGCGUACGAGCUCAUGUCGCUGUACGGCCGGGUGCUGUUCGUGAAUCUCAUCGACAAGAAGAAGGAACAGCUCAAGCUCGGAGAGGCGAUGGCCAAGACCGUGACCGACGCCGCCACCAAGGACUCGCACAUUCUGGCGGCCGUGCGUCUCGUUUGGUUUGAUUUCCACCGCGAGUGCCGCAACAUGAAAUGGGGCAAUCUCGAAAAACUGAUCAAGCAAGUCGACGACGACUUCCUGGACCACGGAUACUUUUGCAAAAGUGCGGAUGGCGCUGUCGUGAGCAAGCAGUCGGGCGUCGUGCGCACGAACUGCAUGGACAACCUCGACCGCACCAACGUCGUUCAGUCGCUCUUCGGCCGGCGCAGUCUGAUGCUGCAGCUCAACGAGACUGAGGCGCUGCAAGGCAACGUGCUCAACUCGCCGUUCGAGGACUUCGAGCGCACGUUCAAGCGCGUGUGGGGCAACAACGCCGACGCCAUCAGCCUGUUCUACGCAGGCACGGGCGCGCUCAAGACGGACUUCACGCGCACGGGCAAGCGCACCAAGAAGGGCGCGCUCAUGGACGGCUACAACUCGUGCGUGCGCUACAUCAUGAACAACUUCAUGGACGGCUACCGCCAGGACGUGCUGGACCUGCUGCUCGGGCGCUUCUCGGUGUCGCGCAGCAAGCCGUCGCCGUUCCAGACGCAGGGCGAGAGCCUCGAGUCGGUGCUGACCAAACUCAUGGGCCUCGUGGUGGCCUUCUUCCUCGUGGAGACGUACCGCAGCGGCGGCCAGAGCUACAUGUUCGAGCGGCUGUUCCGCUCGGUGCUGCUGACGCUGCUCAUCUGCACGGGUGUCUUCAGCGUGCUGGUCAAGAAGGGCAACUCGCUGGGCAAGAAGCUGGUGCGGCUGCCGAGCUUGCGUCCGCAGGACGGCUGCAUGACCACGUGGAAGCGCUAG